CCGCUGUGCCCAUGGCUCUCGCAAGCGCCGCCCGGGCGCUCCGCACUGCCGUUCGCCGGUGCGAUCCCCCGAGCCGCCCUCGCUCCGCGCCCGCCGCCGCCCCCCGCGGGUUCUCCCCGGCGGCGGCGGGCGCGGGAGCCCGGCCGGAGCCGCCCCCUCCCCCGCGGGGCGCGGAGCGGGGCCCGCCGCCGCCCGCCGUGGAUUUCGGGGACCCGCGCGAGGCGUUCCGCAGCAAGAGCAACGCGGAGCUGCUGCGGGGGCUGCUGGUGCUGGGGCUGUGCGCCGUGGAGCCACUGGUGCAGCACAACCGGGAGCUGCUGCAGUUGUGCCAACGAGUGCUGGGGCAGACGCUGUUUGAGCGGCUAAUGAAGAUGACGUUCUACGGGCAAUUCGUGGCCGGGGAGGACCAGGAGGCCAUCAAGCCGCUGCUCCGGCGGAACCAGGCCUUCGGCGUUGGCGCCGUGCUGGAUUACAGCGUGGAGGAGGACCUGAGCGACGGGCGCUCCCGCACCUCUGCAGCCGAGAAGGAGAUGGGAGGAGCAGAAAAAAGGGAGAAGCAAUACCGAGCCCAUCAGGGAUUUGGGGAUCACCAUGGUGGAGUCACUGGGGCCCACACCUAUUUCUAUGCCGAUGAGGCCAAGUGUGACCAGCACAUGGAGACUUUCCUCCGCUGUAUUGAUGCCUCAAGUGGCAGCUCAGAGGACGGCUUCUCUGCCAUCAAGCUGACAGCGCUGGCCAGACCCCAGUUCCUGGUGCGUUUUUCAGAGGUGCUGGUGAAGUGGCGGAGGUUCUUCCACCAAAUGGCUGCAGAGGAGGGCCAGGCCGGGCGGGCAGUGCUGGACACAAAGCUGGAGGUGGAGAAGCUGCAGGAGGCACUGGCCAAACUUGGCAUUGCAAGCAAGACAGAGAGCCAGCAGUGGUUCACAGGCGAGAACCUGGGCACAAAUGGCACUGUGGACCUGCUGGACUGGAACAGCCUAUUCGACAGCCGCACCAAACUCUCCAGGCCUCUGCUCAUCCCCAACAGGAAGACUGGGCAGCUGGAGCCUCUGCUGUUACGCUUCGGUGAGGAGGAAGAGCUGCAGAUGAAGAGGGUGCUGCAACGCAUGGAUGUCCUUGCAAGGAGAGCCAUGGAGAAGGGCGUGAGGCUGAUGGUAGACGCAGAGCAGAGCUACUUCCAGCCGGCCAUCAGCCACCUGACGGUGGAGACGCAGCGCCGCUUCAAUGGGAGCCAGCCCCUCAUCUACAACACCUACCAGUGCUACCUGAGGGAGGCUUACAACAACGUGACAGGGGACGUGGAGCUGUCACGCCGGGAGGGCUGGCACUUCGGCACCAAGCUGGUGCGUGGCGCCUACAUGGAGCAGGAGAGAGAGAGGGCGGCUCAGAUGGGCUACGAGGAUCCCAUCAACCCAACCUAUGAGAAGACCAACGAGAUGUACCACAGGUGCCUGGACUAUGUUCUGGAGGAGAUCAAGCAAAGCCGGAAAGCCAGUGUGAUGGUAGCGUCCCACAAUGAGGACACCGUGAAGUUCACCCUGCGCAGGAUGAUGGAGCUGGGGAUCCAUCCCUCGGACAAGAAGGUGUGCUUUGGGCAGUUGCUGGGCAUGUGUGACCAGAUCACCUUCCCCCUGGGCCAGGCUGGUUUCCCUGUGUACAAGUACGUGCCCUACGGGCCGGUGAAGGAGGUGCUGCCCUACCUGUCCCGCCGGGCCCAGGAGAACCGGGGCUUCAUGCAGCGGGCCAACCGUGAGCGGGACCUGCUCUGGAAAGAGGUCAAGAGGCGUCUCCUCACAGGAAACCUCUUCAGCCCCUGACCCUCCCUGGAGCUUCUGUACCUUCGCCCUGAACCACUGUCACCAUUCCCUAUCCUAGUUCUGCUGCAGCUCCCCCAGCCCCCUUUGCCCAAGAGAGAAGUGUCCUUGUUGCUAUUGAACAACUCACACCUUCAGUGGCCUCUGGGAUCACCCCCUCUGGCACUGCUCCAGGGAUGUCCUUCUGCCAUCUCUGGGGAGAUGCUGGGGCUCUCCUGCCAGCCUGCCCUGUGCCUUGAUGAACACUGUCCUGGUGUUCUUUCCCUGGCAGGAUUACACAGGGUCAUUUAUCCACUUGCCUUGUGUCCAUGGGCACAGGUCCAGGUGGGCCAGGUGACUUGGGGACAAGCUGGCCUCAUCCAGAAGCUCCUCCAGCCUCUGCCAGGGUUGGAGCUUAGCCUCCACCAGACCUUUGAAGGGGCAGGAUCAGCCCCUGUUGUCCCAGACAGCUACCUGCCUGCUCACUGGCUUUGCACUGACCAGAGCUGGGCAGGUCUAGGCUCUCCUCCAGCCCACUGGGAUAAGCUGCCUGGGGUUGUCCAUCCUCAGGCACACAUCCAAUGGAGCAGGAGGGGUGAGGGGAGUGGGCUGGCCCCAUCCCUGUACCAUUCCUGCCCGCAGUCCCUGGUUCUAAUGAUGGACCAUGGCAGUGGGAGCACCAGGAGCUGGACCACAGCUCGUCUCUGCUGUACACUGGAUUUGUAGAGAAUGGAAAUAAUUAAAUCACAACUGUUCCUGC
Molecule: messenger RNA, 2553 nt
Organism: Serinus canaria (Common canary)
Lineage: Eukaryota; Metazoa; Chordata; Aves; Passeriformes; Fringillidae
Gene: PRODH
Product: proline dehydrogenase 1
Exons: 14
Coding region: 12-1817 (601 amino acids)
Cellular component (GO): mitochondrion
Molecular function (GO): proline dehydrogenase activity; FAD binding
Source: RefSeq, a predicted model, not a curated record